AUGUCGCUCAUCGAUGUCAAUCUUCACGUCCUCGUCGGAAACGCGACCAACCCCGCGCUCUCACUUCUGUCCUACGAUUCGUCCUUCGCGGAUGUAAUUGGCAACAACACUACCGCCCAGUUGAUCGCCAAUUUAGACUGGCCGCCUUCCACGAGGCACAACACCCUUUACGUCUCGUCCAACUACGCUUCUCUCGCGGACAACAUCAACAUCACGGCUUUCUCGCUCAACGACUACUCCGUCAUCAGUACUCAAUUCGCGGGCCUCACGAUGGCCAACGGUGGUUCUUCGUACUACCCGCCAGGUGCCGACGAGCAUGCCACUCCACCUCAGCAGGUUUGGUGUGAUCAGGGCGACCUCGAGUCCUACGCCCAGCUCCUCGCCGUGGACGUUAACACGAACACGUCUGAGCCGCUGAUCAUUGGCUACAACGGGCGCAACCUUACCAGCGUGAACGAUGUGCGGCAGUACCCCGUGACGGGUGACCUGUGGUUCACGGACCCCGAGUACGGCCAUAUCCAGAACUUCCGCACGGAGCCUCAGCUCCCCCGCCAAGUCUACCGCUUUGAACCGUCGACGGGUGUUAUCCAAGUCGUCGUGGACGGCUUCCACGAGCCGAACGGUCUCGAGUUCUCACCGGACUACAAGACGCUUCGGACCGGCCCGGCCACCAUUUAUGCGUUCGACAUCAUUGACAACAAACGUCUCGGAGGAAAGCGCGUUGCCGACAGCGGAACUCCCGACGGAAUUCACACGGACACCGACGGCAACGUUUGGGUUGGUUGUGGCGACGGUGUUCACGUGUGGAACCCCGAGGGAACUCUGCUUGGCAAGAUCUUCAUUGGAGAGGCGUCGAGCAACUUUGCAUUCGCCCCGGGCAAGAUUUUAGUAUUCGCCGACUACAGACUUUGGGUCGUCGACGGUAUCAACGCGCUUGGGCGGGAGGUUUGCAAGGACUUUGGUAUCGACAGCGAUUCGAGGUGCCUCAAACACUAA
Phytophthora sojae is the source of this 996-nucleotide messenger RNA. RefSeq lists its product as hypothetical. The record is from RefSeq and is a predicted model, not a curated record. The transcript is spliced from 3 exons. The coding region runs from base 1 to 996 and encodes 331 amino acids. Lineage: Eukaryota; Oomycota; Peronosporomycetes; Peronosporales; Peronosporaceae.